This is a messenger RNA of Prorocentrum cordatum, 330 nucleotides long. The record is from the annotation of a GenBank genome assembly. Lineage: Eukaryota; Dinophyceae; Prorocentrales; Prorocentraceae.
AUGUCAGGGAAGACCCAGAAGUGCAAGAUGCACGACGACCUCAUUGCAAAGUCCGAGUCAGCUUACAAGGAUAUCGUGCGCGAGGCCAAGUCAGCACUUCGUGGCGCCAUGGAGCCGGCGCGCAAGCGCCAGGGAGCCGUUGUGAGCCAGUUGCUCUGGCAGUCGGGCCCCGUCGGCCAGGAUUGCGAGAACGACGACGACGACGACUGUUCGUGUCCGAGCAAGCAUGUUCCGUGGUUAUUCCCAGGAGAUGGUCGAAAGAGAGGCUGCGGAAGCUGGCGUGCCCGUGGCAGCGCUGUUCCAGGGCCCGCCAUCGGAGUGGUUGUGUAG